This is a messenger RNA of Penicillium odoratum, 939 nucleotides long. RefSeq lists its product as uncharacterized. The transcript is spliced from 3 exons. Bases 1 to 939 code for a protein of 312 amino acids. NCBI's taxonomy places the organism in Eukaryota, Fungi, Ascomycota, Eurotiomycetes, Eurotiales, Aspergillaceae. The record is from RefSeq and is a predicted model, not a curated record.
AUGCAGGUCAUAGUGGGUCCUUUAGCGCGGACUCCGGAGAAGCUUCCAUCGCCGCCGAUCCCUGCAACUUUUCUGACCAUCGCCUCUCCCAAACGCCCCCGACGGAAUACCAUGGAUCCCACCGGAGAUCAGUAUAGAAGCAAUCAACACUCGACCCCACAAGAAUAUGCGGCGAAUGGCUCCCAAAUUCCCUGGGCAGAGAUCUUCUCUCGGCACGAAACAGUCCUCUUGUCUCAUCUUCACAUGUUAAAAGAGGUGAAAGGUUGUGUCUCAGAUGGCGAUGCCUUUCAGACCGUAUCCUCCAUGCUCGACAAGACAAUGCAAGCCAUGAACCAGCUCAAAAUUGUCCGAAAUUCCACAUCCACUUCCACAAAAUCCAAAAACAACGCUACGGAGACCACCACGUCACAAUUCACAGACACGGAACCCAACGCCAGCCGGAAGCGACCUCGCACCGAUAAUGCAAAGGAUUAUAAAGCACCCACCAAUACGAAUGGCGACUCGCGCUCAUCCAAACGCAAGCGAGACAUUCCCUCCCAACAACCUUCAGUUAACUCCCCCUGGUCUCAAAAUAACACGGAGGAGCCCAGCGCGUCCACCGACCAGACCGACGAAUCACACACCUUCAAGCGCAAGCGCGAUAUGCCGUCAUUCCGACAACCUUCAGUCGAAACCCAGUGGACUCAAGAUGACCAGGAUUCCAACGAGACAGAAGACAUAUCCGCGGAGGUCCAGCGACGACUGCGCAUUAAGGAUGAGAUGCGCCGCAAGAAGGAAAGCUCGCAAUCAAAUAAGCGGAAGCGUGAAAGCAUCUCGGCCGAUAACGUGUCGCCUGGCUCAUUGCGGCUUCACAAGAAGCGGGCUAGAGGGAACGUGGAUUCUGAGUCUGGAGCUGGGAUUGAUGAGGGUAGAGCGAGGAAGAUGAAGAAGGGACGCUAG